Messenger RNA from Pteronotus mesoamericanus, 471 nucleotides. RefSeq names its product ring finger protein 224 (gene RNF224). The coding region runs from base 1 to 471 and encodes 156 amino acids. NCBI's taxonomy places the organism in Eukaryota, Metazoa, Chordata, Mammalia, Chiroptera, Mormoopidae. The record is from RefSeq and is a predicted model, not a curated record. The transcript has a single exon.
AUGCUGCAGCCGGAAGGUCUCCAGGCCUCCGAGGAGGGCACGGCCGCCGGGGCCCGCCGGAGUGACUGCAUCAUCUGCUACUCGGCCUACGACCUCACGGGGCACUUGCCCCGCCGCCUGUACUGCGGCCACACCUUCUGCCAGGCGUGCGUGCGGCGGCUGGACGUGCCAGCCCACGAGCAACGCUGGAUCCCCUGCCCGCAGUGCCGCCAGAGCACGCCCACGCCCCGCGGAGGGGUGGCCAUGCUGGACCUCGACCUGGCCGCCUUCCUGGCCAUCAAGGCCGAGCGAGAGCCGCCGCGCGUGGGGCCCCGGCCCCCCGCGCCCCUCAAAGGGGGCAGCGCCGUCACUCAGCAGCCGGCCGCGCUCUGCCCCGCCUUGGGCCCCCAGCCCCGCUUCCCCUCGCCCGGGUGCUGCUGCUGGGGCUGCGGCCCCCUCUGCUGGGACCCCCCGGGCAGCCCCGAGGCCUGA